AUGCUUCCUUCCCCUUUCUUCUUUGAUCUUCCUUUUGAUUCUAACUUCCAUCUUCUUUUGAUAUAUCAGCAUUUGAUAAAGUUGGAGAAGGUGAAGACUAAGCUUGAAUCUCCAAAUGGAUGUGAGCCAACAAUAGCUGAAUGGGCUGAAGCUCUGGGGUUAAGUGGACCUGUUUUGAAAUCUGAAAUCCACCGUGGCAGAAGCAGCAGGGAGAAGCUGAUCACUGCAAACUUGUGUCUGGUAGUUCAUAUAGCUAAACAGUAUCAGAAUCGUGGACUCAGCUUUCAGGACUUAUUGCAGGUUAGCUCUCAAACAAACACAUUGCUACCGUCCAAGCAAAGAAGAACUCGCAAGCCACGUUGGUGUCUCAACAAAGAAGCUUGA
Messenger RNA from Eruca vesicaria subsp. sativa (arugula), 384 nucleotides. NCBI's taxonomy places the organism in Eukaryota, Viridiplantae, Streptophyta, Magnoliopsida, Brassicales, Brassicaceae. The record is from the annotation of a GenBank genome assembly.